This is a messenger RNA of Exserohilum turcica Et28A, 1200 nucleotides long. RefSeq lists its product as uncharacterized. The transcript has 2 exons. The coding region runs from base 1 to 1200 and encodes 399 amino acids. Lineage: Eukaryota; Fungi; Ascomycota; Dothideomycetes; Pleosporales; Pleosporaceae. The record is from RefSeq and is a predicted model, not a curated record.
AUGCCGCGCAACAAACACCAACUGACCAUCGACACGGCCUAUGCCAACAUGCCAUACGUCUUUACUCAUGCAUCAAACCAAAAAUCCGCCAGCAGUAAAGAGACUCCUUCACCAGACGAUCAAACUUUCCUCCUCAGUCCCACUUCAUCAGAAGGAAACUUCUACUUGGAAUCCCCAGUGCUUCCACAAUCCCGCAGAGAGAACCCCUUUGCGACCCCCAACAUCUCGGAUAUCUCGACAGGAUGCGGUUCAUUCCAAACAUUCCAAACCUUGGCAGAUGAACUGCUGAUUUCCCAGCCAAAUACUGCUUCACACAUGGUAGACAUUCUGCCAGAUAGCGCGAGUCUGUACGCCGAAGAAGAGUUUCAUGAAUGGGAUUGGCAAAACGUGCAGCCGGAUGCACAGCAGCCGUGCGGAAUCGAAGUGAACGUAUCUAUGGACCCAGAGGUCCAGGGACCUUUGCCCAUCAUUCACGACGAAGACUUUCCCCCAGGGCUGCCCGCCGAAGAAUACCAGUACCUGCGAAAGCAGCAGCAAAGACAGCAUCUCGAGUCUCAAUUACGCAGUCGAAGCAAUACAAGCCCGUAUUUUACGCACUCACCCACAUACUCGCAAACAGCCUUCCAACAAGCUGGGCUUGCCCACGCCCAGCGGGUCCACAUCUCCGAGGUGAGAAACGCGACGCGCAAAGCACUCGGCGCUAACUUUGACUUUGCAGAUGAAAAGGAUCGUGGGAAUGGCGGUGGUCGUACCGUGCAGCGGCGCCCAGCACAUACGAGUACUACCACUACGCCUCGGCCUCGCGAGCGCAUGCCGCAGCAUCACGUCGACGCGCUGAGUGCCCGAUGGAGCGAAGCCGAGAUGCAGGAGCAGUACGCACGCUCACGUGCGGCUCGGAUGCAGCAAAACAUGCACGGGGCCACCACGGCGUCAGUGUCGCGACGCCGAGACCACAGUCGCGCACACGAUGAUAGCACCAGCACAGCGCGGCGCCACGACAGCGGUGUCGUCGUGUCCAUGGACGCCGUAAACGAGUUUCCUGGUCGCUCUGCGGCGGGCGGUGCCAUGCCGCAACUUAAGAGUAAGUUUAGCUUUGAUAGCGACGACGACGACGACGACGACGGCCAUCAGGCCGAGACUAGUAGGGCUGACAGGGUCAAGAAACCGAAGCGCCGCUUCUGGCGCCAUCUCUGCUUGUGA